AUUGGUAGUGACUUGUAACGACAGUAUGAUAUUUUGAAGAUUCCCUCCAUGUUUAAAUAUUAGAAAAAAAUAAAUCUUUCCUUGGUCACUGAAUUGUCCAAAUUCAUUUGAUGGAAGCCACCAUGGCGGUGCUCUCCUUCCUGUCCUGUGUCGCUCUGUGCAUUGUUCAAUGCGUCGGAUCCUCUGCCUCCUCCAGCGCCGCCCUUCCAGCCACUGAGCCACCCAUGAUCCACGGCCACCCCUUCGUAGCGAUAUGGAACGCUCCCACGGAGCAAUGUGCACAACUUGACAUCCCACUGGACACGGCGGCCUUCCAGGCCGUGACCACCACUGCUGCCAUCCCGGGUCAGUUCCUCACCAUCUUCUACGAGGACCGCCUCGGCUUUUACCCCAAAGUGGACACUUCAAAGCGGCAGCUCUACAGUGGUGGCAUACCCCAAACUGGCAACCUGACGGAGCAUCUGGCCAAGGCGCGAGGUCAGAUCGAUCAUUACAUCUCCCAGGAUUCCUCUCCUGGGCUGGCGGUCAUCGACUGGGAGUCCUGGCGCCCCCUGUGGGAGCAGAACUGGGGAUCCAAACAAAUUUAUCAGAAGCUGUCUGUUGCCCACGCCGUGCUGAUGGCCCCAUUUCUGUCAUCAAAGCAGAUUUCCACACUGGCUAAAAGGCAGUUCCAGCAGGCUGGGCGGCGCUUCAUGGAGAGAACCAUCAGCCUGGGCGUUCGUGAGCGACCCAGUCGCCGCUGGGGCUUCUACCUGUUUCCUGACUGCCACAACUACAACUAUGACGAGUCCAGCUACACUGGCAGGUGCUCCAAGAAGACCCAGAAGAAGAAUGAUCAGCUGCUGUGGCUGUGGCAGCGCAGUACCGCCCUCUUCCCGUCCAUCUAUCUGCCCCUCAGUCUGAAGAACUCCGCCCAGGCAGCCAUGUUUGUCCGCAACCGAGUCCAGGAGGCGCUGAGGGUGGCGGCGCUGGCUAAACGCCCCUACACGGUGCCCAUCUACGCCUACGCAAGGCCCAUGUAUCGCAUCCAGACCCAGAAGUUCCUGAGUCAGAAAGACUUGGUCAGCACGGUUGGAGAGUCUGCCGCUCUUGGAGCUUCUGGGGUCGUGAUGUGGGGAAGCGUCAAAGACUACAGCAGCAAGGCCGACUGCCAGGCUCUGUCCGACUACCUGACGACCACCUUCAGCCCGUACGUGGCCAACGUGACGGCGGCCGCCAUGCUUUGCGGCGAGCUGCUGUGCCAGAAGAAGGGCCGCUGUGUGAGGAAGCGCUUCGACUCCUCCGCCUACCUGCACCUCAACGCCACCCACUUCCACAUCCUGCGGGCCAACGGGCGGUACGCGGCCGUGGGUCAGCCGUCCAGCGCCGAUCUGGAGGACUGGGGCCAGAAGUUCACCUGCCAGUGCUACGCCGGGCAGCGCUGCUCGGCCCGACUGCUGCAGCCGGACUCCAUCAGGGUCAUCUGGGUCUAGAUCCUGGCCGAGUCUCCCGGAGCCGGACUCCUCCCAGCUGCUUCCUGUCUGCAAUCCUCACCUUCCAUGACCAAUAGUUUCAUCUCAUGUUGCUGAAAUAAAUGCUUUUUGACUGCAAGA
Molecule: messenger RNA, 1592 nt
Organism: Salarias fasciatus (jewelled blenny)
Lineage: Eukaryota; Metazoa; Chordata; Actinopteri; Blenniiformes; Blenniidae
Product: hyaluronidase PH-20-like
Exons: 4
Coding region: 111-1472 (453 amino acids)
Biological process (GO): hyaluronan catabolic process; carbohydrate metabolic process
Cellular component (GO): acrosomal vesicle
Molecular function (GO): hyalurononglucosaminidase activity
Source: RefSeq, a predicted model, not a curated record